Gadus chalcogrammus (walleye pollock) is the source of this 3451-nucleotide messenger RNA. RefSeq names its product polymerase (DNA directed), eta (gene polh). Gene Ontology annotation, molecular function: DNA-directed DNA polymerase activity; damaged DNA binding. Gene Ontology annotation, biological process: error-prone translesion synthesis; response to radiation. The transcript is spliced from 10 exons. NCBI's taxonomy places the organism in Eukaryota, Metazoa, Chordata, Actinopteri, Gadiformes, Gadidae. The coding region runs from base 184 to 2472 and encodes 762 amino acids. Gene Ontology annotation, cellular component: replication fork; site of double-strand break; nucleus. The record is from RefSeq and is a predicted model, not a curated record.
CCACCAGUGCUCUUCGCUCUUCAGUUCGACUAUUGCUCAUGACGUAUUUUUCAGGCGCCUGAGCACUGCGCGAACUUUGAAGAUGGAGGAUGGAUCCUAUUGCACUUUAGUCAGUCUGUAUAAUUCCGUAUCUUCGAAUAACCUUGAAACAUAGUCUCGAUAUAUACGUAGGAUUCUACAUCGAUGGAGUAUGGAAAAGACAGGGUGGUGGCGUUGGUAGACAUGGAUUGCUUCUACGUGGCAGUUGAGCAAAGAAUCAACCCAGCUUUGAAGAACACACCCUGUGUGGUAGCGCAAUACAAAACGUGGAAGGGAGGCGGCAUUAUAGCGGUGAGUUACGAGGCAAGGGCGUGCGGUGUCACUCGCAACAUGUGGGCGGACGAUGCAAAGAAACUGUGCCCAGACCUCCGUGUGGCACGAGUCCGAGAGGCCCACGGCAAGGCCGAUCUCACGCAUUACAGGGAGGCAAGUGUGGAGGUGAUCGAAGUGAUGUCGCGCUUUGCAGUCAUCGAGAGAGCGAGUAUUGACGAGGCGUACAUGGAUCUUACUGAUGCGGUUCAACUCCGGCUGAAGAACAUGACGGCGGGCGAGCGGAUGGAUCCAGACCUACUGCGGAAUACCUUCAUCCAGGGGUUCCCACUUGCUCAGGCUUCCCCUGAGCAAGGAGUUUCUUCAGAGUCCCUGGACAAAGAGGAGCAGCGGUCCAGGGGCCUACAACAGUGGCUGGAGACCGUCCCCCCAGCCCCGUCGGAGGGCCGUGGCUCUGCAGAGCUCCAGCUAGCCGUGGGGGCCGCCAUCGUGGAGGAGAUGAGGGCGGCCGUGGAGCAGCACACCGGCUUCCGCUGCUCGGCGGGAAUAUCCCACAAUAAGAUUCUGGCCAAAUUGUCCUGUGCCUUCAAUAAGCCAAACCGACAAACGGUGCUGCCCAUGGACUCUGUGGAAGAGCUGUUCAGCUCUCUACCUGUAAGUAAGAUUCGCAAUCUGGGAGGGAAGCUGGGGGUGUCCAUCACAGAGACUCUCGUUGUGGAGAACAUUGGAGAGCUCACCCAGUUCUCCAAGGCUCAGCUGGGACAGCACUUUGGAGACAAAACGGGUCAGUGGCUCUAUGACUUGUCACGGGGGGUUGAUUUUGAACCAGUGAAACCCAGGCAGCUCCCAAAGUCGAUUGGCUGCAGCAAAAACUUUGCUGGAAAUUCUUCGCUGGGGACGAUUGAGCAGGUGAAACACUGGCUGCACCAGCUGGCCCUGGAGUUGGAGGAGAGGUUGACCAAGGACCGAGACAUGAACGGGCGGGUUGCCAGGCAGUUGACGGUGGGCGUCCGACAGCUCGGAGACAAAAAGCCCAGCAGCUUCUCCCGCUGCUGCCCGCUGGUCCGCUACGACGUCGCCAAGAUAUCCGGCGACAGCUUCGCCAUCAUCAAGAGCCUCAACGCAGCGGGCCACCACCAGGCAGCAUGGAGUCCAGCUCUCACCCUGCUCCACAUUUCCGCCAGCAAGUUCAGCGACGCCCCCUUAGCUGGAGGAGGGAUAGCCGGCUUCCUGUCUAGUGAUGUCACUUCCUCCCAGGCCCUUUUCCCUGCCAGUGUUUCCCAAGGGGGGCUCGUGUCCUCCGGGCUGAGAAGCGGGAGCAGCAGCAGUGGCGGUACUCCCAGCAAACCCACCAUGAUCCAGUCUCUGUUCCAAAGAGCUGCUGAGAAACAGAGGCAGAGGACUGAAGGAGAAGAGGAGGAGGAGGAGGAGGAGGAAGGGAAGGAUGAAGAUGGAGAUCAGGAAUGUUUUGCGGUUUUACUCCCUCCACCCGCUUCUCGUUCGGUGGCUCCCUCCAGCGAUCGGUCGGAGACCGCAGCUCCAGCUCCAAGCUCCUCCACAACACUUUCCUCCUCUCACGCCUCACCAGCGAAGGGCUCCGACGGUGGCAUCUCGUCUUUCUUUCAAAGGAAAAGCAUCGAGAGACGGUUACAAACGGCAGGCACCUCGAGCAAGGGCCAACGUGUUACAACCGGCCCAAUAGAGAUCGUCGGGGCGGUUGCCUCAGCCCUUCAGCCAGAGCACAACUCACAACCUCCCGCUCGCCCUCCUAAGGGUCAAGAGUCGAGCGUAGUGCCGGGUUCAGACGAUGGACCUCCCCCUUCUCCUGGGGACCCUGGAGCCGGCCCGGACGACGAGGACCUGGUGGCCUGCGAGCACUGUGGCCACCGGGUGCUGGCCUGGGAUAUGCCCGAGCACAGUGACUACCACUUUGCUCUGGACCUCCAGAAGUCCUUCGCCCCUCCCUCCUCCACCACCACCACCCCCACCCCCACGGCUAGCUCCUCUCUGUCCGCUGCCUCUCCGCCGCCCGCCGCAACGGGAGCUUCCGCAACGAACCAGGCGACCCGGGGGAAGUCGAAGUCCAGAGGACAGUCUGGACCCCAGUCGAAAAGACCCCGACCCCAAGGGGGGCCCUUGGAUUCUUUCUUUAAGAAGAACUGAGGAUGCGUUGUUGUGGGCCACGCUCCCCAAGCGAAUAGGGGUUAUGGGUUUCCAUGAAGAAUGACUUGACUUUCUAUCAUAGUUUUUAGUCUUAAGGCCUAUCUUGAAUGUCUACAUACUAAAAUUAAAUGCACUAUUUGAUACGACAACUAGGCUGGGAUAUUAAACUUUUUUGGAUAUUUAUAUAUUUUUGUAUGGAGUCUCGAUUAAAGAAAAUGGUGUACAAAUAAAACAAGCAUAUUGUCCACCUUAUCUUUUGUUUUGAUUGAUGCCUGUGUUUAGAUGUAUUGUACACCAUCAAGCAUAAGGAAUAUAUACUUAUAUUUACAAUCAUUAGUGAGUUUUCAAAUGUUUAGACGACUUGGUGUCAGGGAAAUCUAGCAGAGGCCCUGAGCUAAUCUGAAAAGGUCAGAGCAGUGCAGCUUUAGGUGAUAAGCCUUGUCAAAGACCCACACGCACUACAUUGAUCAAGUAUAGUAAACAACUGCCAAUGUUCGUGUUAAUACUUCAUAACAGCUAAAGGGUUUGAACCAAUGUUGACUUUUCUUGGUCAUCAGGUUGGGACACGUUUCCAUGCUUUCAAGGUGUUGUAAACAUGUUAACCCUGACUGGUUGCCUUAAGGAUAGUUAAGUUAUUAUUAUUAAGGAGCAACUUGCUUGUUUUUGUUAAUGCUUUCUACACUCAGAUUAGGAGGAUUCAAAUCAUGAGUUGAAACCAUUAAACCUAAUUAUCUACAUGUGUCAAUCAUCUCAAACUAUAUCAAGUAAUACAUUACUUUUAUUUAUGUACAUCACAAUAUACAGUCUGGAUUUGUACAUAAACUUAUAUCAUACUUCACCCGAAUGAUUAAAACGUUACAAUCAGUCUGAACUUGAGGUUGCAAAAAAAGUGACAAUCUGUGUUUGUAAAGGUUUAAAAGUAUCGUGUUCUAAUAAAUCUUGUAAAAGUUAAAACCCCACUACAAAUCUAUAAAAUGAC